AUGUCGAGCAGGAGGUCACGGUCACGGCAAACAAGUAGUUCAAGGAGUAUCACCGAUGAUCAGAUCAAUGAUCUUGUCUCCAAGUUGCAACAGCUUCUCCCAGAGAUUCGCGAUAGGCGCUCUGACAAGGUUUCAGCUUCGAAGGUGUUGCAAGAGACAUGCAACUAUAUUAGAAGCUUACACAGGGAAGUGGACGAUCUAAGCGAGCGUUUGUCUGAGCUCUUGGCUACAACUGACACUGCACAAGCUGCAAUAAUUAGAAAUUUACUUAUGCAAUAG
This is a messenger RNA of Sphenostylis stenocarpa, 279 nucleotides long. Lineage: Eukaryota; Viridiplantae; Streptophyta; Magnoliopsida; Fabales; Fabaceae. The record is from the annotation of a GenBank genome assembly.